Panicum virgatum (switchgrass) is the source of this 1018-nucleotide messenger RNA. RefSeq names its product c-Myc-binding protein homolog. The transcript has 6 exons. The record is from RefSeq and is a predicted model, not a curated record. Bases 373 to 666 code for a protein of 97 amino acids. Lineage: Eukaryota; Viridiplantae; Streptophyta; Magnoliopsida; Poales; Poaceae. Gene Ontology annotation, biological process: regulation of DNA-templated transcription. Gene Ontology annotation, molecular function: transcription coactivator activity. Gene Ontology annotation, cellular component: nucleus.
CGGUGUCAGACCAUAAACUUCGUCACUGUUCGCUGUUCCUGUCCCGCCACCGACUCCUCCGGCCGCUGCUCCGUCUCCACCGCCUUCCGCUGGCUCCGUCGCCCUUCCUCUUCCCCCUAACUCAGGAACCAGAUCAGAUCAGGACACGAGCCGGUCCACGGUACAACCGCUUUACGUAAAGACCUGUCUCCCCACCGGCCACCACUAGUCCACUACGGCUCGUCUUCGCGGCAGUACAGCAGGGGUCAGAUCCGGCCGACACUUCGUCGCCAAGCUUGCCAUCUCCCCUGCCUUCCUUCCUCGCUCCGGCAACGUCGAGGCAGGAGGCAGCCUGCAAGUUCCCGCCCGAGCCUCAACGGGAUCUGCGCUAGCAUGGAUAGGGAAGCCAAGAAAGAAGCGUUCAGAAAGUAUCUUGAGUCCAGUGGUGUGCUCGAUACCCUCACAAAAGUUCUUGUUGCGUUGUAUGAGGAGAAUGAUAAACCUUCGUCUGCGGUUGAAUUUGUUCAGCAGAAGCUGGGUGGCCCAUCAAUUUCUGACUAUGAGAAGCUCAAGGCAGAGAAGUUGGAUCUGCAAUUGAAGUAUAAUGAGCUUUUAGAUACCCACAAGGAUACAUGCAGACAGCUGGAGGAACUUAAGAAUAUGAAGUACGGUGCACCUUGGAACUGAAACAACGGGCGCUGACGUUGUAAAUGUGUUCUGAAGCAUGUAUCUCUUGACAAAAAUAACAGUUGUCUGGAGCAUUGCUGAGUUGUACAAAAUCGAAUCAUCUCUUGCUGAAUUCAUCUUUACUCAGAUGCAUCCAUGUAUCCCAUUUCACUCCAAUUGGCCCUAAUUGGUUAUGAAAGCACUUAACCCACUCUAGGUCCUAGAUAUCACCACCAUUGCCAUUGGUAAGUAGCAAUACUGGCUCGCUUGUUUUACAAGAGGCACAACCUCAGUGUACACACUCAUUUCUAGUUUUUUUUUGGUUGAUCUGUUUCUAACGAGGCUGGUUCUCGUGACAGUUAGAUUUCAUCUA